Mya arenaria is the source of this 1089-nucleotide messenger RNA. RefSeq names its product C-C chemokine receptor type 1-like. The record is from RefSeq and is a predicted model, not a curated record. NCBI's taxonomy places the organism in Eukaryota, Metazoa, Mollusca, Bivalvia, Myida, Myidae. The coding region runs from base 1 to 1089 and encodes 362 amino acids. The transcript has a single exon. Gene Ontology annotation, biological process: G protein-coupled receptor signaling pathway. Gene Ontology annotation, molecular function: G protein-coupled receptor activity. Gene Ontology annotation, cellular component: plasma membrane.
AUGGGGAACUGGUGCGAGCCGUACAACUUCAUUGAAUGCCACAUUAAUCAUUGGCUGUGGUUGAUUGUUCCAGUUAUUCAGAUUGCGGUUGGAACAUCUGGUAACAUCCUGAAUAUCAUCGUCCUCUCCCGGCCAAAAAUACGAAAAUUCUCAACCAGCGUUUAUUUGUUAUCUUUAGCUGUUACAGAUAUCGUCUUCUUGUGGUCUUCAACCUUCCCAGAGGUUAAGCUGGAAAUCAGUGGUACACGCAUGGAGGAUUUGUCCAACUUUAGUUGCAAGGUUCGAUACUUGAUAGUCCAUGCUUCAGGUGGAUAUUCCGUAUGGCUCCUUGUGUUUAUGACCGCAGAAAGACUGUUUCUUACCAAGUCGCCCAUCAUUGCAAGGACAACACUUUCCACCAAAAGAGCAGUCAUUGCCUCUUGUAUUCUAUUAGCAGCGUGCCUGUUGUUUUCGUCUCAUUAUUUGUUUGGAAGACAUCUAGAAACAAGAUUCAAGUAUGGAAACGAUAGCGAAGUCAUAGACGUUUAUCAUCGCUGCGUUACAAUCGAUGCCUUUGACAGUUUUUAUGGAGUUACUUGGAACCUGCUCAUUUUGGUAGUACUGAAUAUUAUUCCUGUAAUUAUCAUAAUUGUAGGAAAUAUUAACAUAGUUGCAACUAUUUUUAUUCAAAGACGACACAUACGAAGAGUGAAUCCCGUCUCCAACCUACCUAGUGUUAUUGGCAACAGGAAAAAAUCCACAACGAAAAUGCUUUUAGUAGUGUCUGGGUUUUUUAUGAUAACAACCUUGCCUUUCACAAUAUUUGCUGUGCUUAAACCAAACAUCGCGGUACAGUCUCCAAGAGAUAAAGCAAGAAUAAAUUUGUACGAGACUAUAUGUGUGCUCCUGUUGUAUUGUAACUUCACUUUCAACUUUUUCCUGUAUUUUGUGAGUGGUACAAUGUUUAAACAGGAAUGGACACGACUGACAAAGAAGCUUUAUGACAAUUUCUGCGUGUGGGUUUCAUUUGACAUUCGAAGGCAACAAAGGACCACUGUUACUGUUAUCAGCUUGAUAAACAUCGUGAGGAGAGAAACACAUACAGUAUAA